GCGAAGGGUGGUGUUGGGUUGUUGAUCGUGGUUGGGACGAAUUGAAUGAUGCUAAGAUUCCUCGUAGUUUUCUCCGUAGCUCCGUAUUUUGUUUCACCUGUGCCUUCUCCUGAUAGAGUUCAAUUUCCUAGAAGCAUGUGUCUAGUUUGGUUGUUUGGUAGAUCGGUCGAGUGAUUCAUUACACCAUUGUUUAUUUCGAUUUUGUAGAAGAAGCCAAGCUUUCUUUUUUAACAGUCUAUGUGAUUACUUGGGGUACAGGAAGCAGCGUACUUACCUUCUCUUGCUGCUUGUAGAAGGGAGAUGAGUAGGAAAAAACACCGGAAGGGGGAGAGGAAGAGGAGGGGGCAAUUUGGCAUCGACAUCGGAGGAGCUCGGCUCGCAACUUGUGCACUUAUCACCGCAGGUCAUUCAUAGGCCUGUAGAUGCGGAAGUCCAGGUGCCUUGUGAUACAUUCCUCUCGUCCACCUCUUUUGUGAGACUGAAGAGUCUUCUGGCAGUGGAAGCGGCAGCGUGGUUCUCACUCAGAAUCAUCAUGGGGUCGGAAGAGGCGAGGUCUGCGGCACUGGGGAUUGGCUCGCCGGUGUGGGUUGAAGAUGUGGAGAACGCAUGGAUAGAAGCGACCGUGGUGAAACGCGAUGGCGAUGCCGUCACGGCACGGACGGUUCACGGCGAUCUGGUGGAAACGAGAAUGGCAAAUGCUCUUCCCAGGGAUGAAGACGUUACGAUGCGGGGGGUUGAUGACAUGACGAAGCUGUCGUAUUUGCACGAGCCGGGCGUUCUGCACAAUCUCUACGCCAGAUACAAGCACGAUGAGAUCUAUACUUACACGGGGAAUAUUUUGAUUGCCGUAAAUCCUUUCACAAGGCUUCCGCACCUUUUCAACACGUACAUGAUGAAGCAGUACCAGGAUGCCCAGCCAGGGGAUCUGAACCCUCAUGUUUAUUCUGUGGCUGAUGCGGCUUAUAAAGCAAUGAUGGAAGAGAUGAAGAGCCAGUCGAUUUUGGUGAGUGGAGAAAGUGGUGCUGGUAAAACGGAGACAACAAAACAAAUCAUGCAGUACCUGGCUUUCGUGGGAGGACGGACAGUGGGUGACAAUAGAUCAGUCGAGCAGCAAGUACUCCAGUCCAAUCCAUUGCUCGAGGCAUUUGGAAAUGCGAAGACUGUGCGGAAUAACAACUCCAGUCGCUUCGGCAAGUUUGUGGAGAUCCAGUUCAACAACGGGAAAAUAUCUGGCGCGGCUGUGAGGACAUAUUUAUUGGAAAGGUCGCGUGUCACACAGAUAUCCACUCCGGAGCGAAACUAUCAUUGCUUCUAUCAGCUUGUUGCUGGUGCAUCACAUGAGGAUGCAGAACGGUUGAAGCUAGGACCUCCUGACUCAUUUCAUUAUUUAAAUCAGAGCAAGUGCGUGGAAGUGGGAGCUAUUGAUGAUUGCAAGGAGUACCAACUCACGCGGGAGGCGAUGGAUAUUGUGGGCAUCACUACAGAAGAGCAGGAAGCAAUUUUUCGAACAAUCGCCGCUGUUCUUCACCUUGGCAAUAUUGAAUUUAAUUCUGGAGAAUCUGAGGCAUCAGAGGUGUCUACUGAGAAGUCAAAGUUUCACUUGAAAGCGGCUGCCGAUAUGCUCAUGUGCGAUGAGGAAAUGCUGGAGAAGUCGUUGACAACACGGAUCAUGAAGGCAACACGCACUGAGAGCAUCACAAAGAUACUGAACAAGAGCCAGGCCACAGACAACAGAGACGCCCUUGCCAGGACAAUAUAUGCGAAGCUGUUUGAUUGGCUGGUCAACAAGGUCAACAAGUCUAUUGGUCAGGACCCUCACUCGACUGUUCUUAUAGGUGUUCUGGAUAUCUAUGGUUUUGAGAGCUUUGAGAUCAACAGCUUUGAACAGUUCUGCAUCAAUCUAACAAAUGAGAAGCUACAGCAGCAUUUCAACACGCAUGUGUUCAAGAUGGAGCAAGCCGAAUAUCGGAAGGAAGAGAUCAACUGGGACGACAUAGACUUCGUGGAUAACAUUGAUGUGUUAGACCUUAUAGAGAAGAGGCCUCUCGGGAUCAUUGCACUGUUGGAUGAAGCAUGCAUGUUACCAAGAUCAACAGCUGAGUCGUUUGCGAGGAAGCUGGGAGACACCUUCCAUAACCAUAAAAGGUUCUCGAAGCAUAAGUUUAAGAGAACAGCAUUCACAAUCGAUCAUUAUGCAGGACAGGUGGAAUACAGGGCAGAUCUUUUCUUGGAGAAGAAUAAAGACUUUGUGGUACCCGAGCAUCAGCAGCUGCUUCAUGCAUCGAAAUGUGCAUUUGUGUCAGGACUGUUUCCACUGGAUGAGGGGGCAAAGGCACCAUCGAAGUUUAUGUCCAUUGGUAGCCAAUUCAAGAGGAAUGGUUGGAUAUCCACAGAGCACUGUGUAAUGUAUGCACUCCAUGGUCGUUUCACUGCCUUGAGCAUGUCACGUUCCUUGACAUUUUACUUUGCUUUCUUUGUGGUGUAAUGAACCCAGUCUGGCAGAUACUCAGAAGUCAUCAAACAUCAGUAGUCUCAUUAUCUGCAUCAAGGUCUC
Messenger RNA from Chara braunii, 2554 nucleotides. NCBI's taxonomy places the organism in Eukaryota, Viridiplantae, Streptophyta, Charophyceae, Charales, Characeae. The record is from the annotation of a GenBank genome assembly.